ACAGUGUCGUCGUCGUCGUUGCCGGUUGAUCAAUCGAUCAACAUCCGGGCUCGCGCGGGAAGGCCCGCCCCGGCUCGCGCGUGCGCACCAGGAACGCGCCGCCGCCGCCGCCGCCGCUCGGACCACGUAUCGACCCCCAGCGCGAGCGUCCCUGGUCCCGUUAGUUUACGCGGUCACGAAGGACGAGCAGCCACCUACUUAGCCCCCGGAGAGAAAGCCAGCCGACGCCGCUGCUGCCGCCACUGCCACCGUGCCAUGUCCGAUCUCGCCGAGCGCUCUUCCGGUUAAAACGCGCGCCGCCCCAAAGAGCUAAGUACGUCUGCGUCGCGGUCGACGAGCGGCACAGACUCGCCGUCGGGACACCUCGGCCCCCUUUGACCCCUGAAGUCGCGCUAAGGCUCGCGCUUCCCGGUUUGCGCUAGACCGGCACCGCUCCGGCUUUCGGGCUGCUUGCAAAGAAGGCGGCUCGUACACACACGCCCCGUGACGCACCGUGCACGCUUCGAGUGCGCGCGCGCUUCGCUGAAGGCCGUGCACGAGAGACUGCUCUGUCGUCUGCUCGAAAAGAACGACUCAUUUCCUUUCCCCCCCUACCACCUGUGAUCCCGCAACGAUGGCCGUCGCCAGCAGUACGCAAGUAUCCCUCGUAGGAGUUGUUCUCUUCACGCUGAUGUUUGUGCACAAAGGCUGGGCCAUCUAUUGUUGGCGCUGCAACUCGGCCUACGACCCCAACUGCGCCGACCCGUUCAACAACAUCACCUCGGAUCUCGUCAACUGCGACAUGCGCGUCAAGGAUCACCUUCCUGCGGGUACCCGGGCGCAAGUGUGCCGAAAGAUCGUUCAAAAAGUGUACAGCGACUUCCGCACUGUGCGCGACUGCGGAUGGCUCAAAGACGAGAAGCAAGGCUCCGAGUGCAUGCGCCGAGCCGGCACCUUCAGCGUGCUCAUGAAGUACUGCAGCUGCGACAAGGACGGCUGCAACGGCGCCCGUCGGCCUUCGACCGCCUCCUCGUUGCUCAUGGUGGCGCCGCCGUUGCUCCUGCUGCGCCUGUUCAAGUAAAGCUGCGUCACGACGGCCCCGCACCACAAGCAGCCCACACGUCCUCCACUGCGGGACAGUGCACGUGCGCCGCGAACAGCGACCAGACCGCCGCCGCUUCGUGGCGUGGCGUGCCAGAGCAACACGUGCCAGCACGUUGCCGUGGCAUGCCAUCACGGCCUGGCGCGUCGCGGCGUCGUGUGGUGAACGACGACACGUCAGCCGCCUGCCCCACGGUGCGGCGGUGUCAACGGGAGGACUACUUGGCGGUCUCGAAGGCGUGCAACGCCACGCGGGAACGCGCUAUUUUUCGUCUGGACCCAAACGACUACGCCCCGAAGAUGUUACGGGUGGCCUCGCGGAGGCCCUUCCGACUUGGCCGGACCACGCGCGGUCAAGUGCGGGCGCGGUCUGUAGUGCGUUUCGUUGCCGGGUGUAAAUUGUCGCGAUGCUUGAGGAUGUGCGUCCUGGGGGAGGUAAAAUGCCACGCUGCACUUGGCGACGCCCCUUGUGCAAGAGAACGGGCACGGCGCUCAUCUAUAGUUGUGGAGACUGUGUACGCAUUACGCGGCUUGGCGCUUGAGCGCCCAUUGUUCUGCUUCUGUGCGUUCCUCGAUGGUUUCUUCCGGUUUUAUUUGUUGUGUUGGUGCUGUCGCUUACCAGUGACAGCUCAAAGCAAACGGAGGAUAAAUCGGAUCAAUGCAAGCAACGAACUAGUCAGGCAGGUGUCGCCCAACUUACAGGGAAUGCUGAGCUCAGAAACUAGGGUGUGCAAGCUAACGCACUGCUUUGAAGCAUCGUAAGCAGCACGUCAGAGAGUACCUUACAGCGGAGCCGUCGCACCGCGAAAAGGAAUGCAACAUCGUGAUAGGUAUCCACGAAAUCUUCAGUGUCACAUUAGUCGCUCAGCACAGGCUGCGCGAUGAUAUCAUUUGUGUUGGGUGCACAUAAGAAGUGACUGCGUCAAACUGUCGUGUUUCUCGAGACGUCCGCGCCGAAUCACGAAAUCAUAUGGACAUAAGGGCACGACGCCGUAGUGGAAGGAAUGGUCACACGAGUGCCGUCAGACAUUGGCGUUUACCAAUGGCCGAAGGACUCUUGCCCCUAUUGUAUAACAAGUAAUUAAUACCACCAGAAGAAAUCGUAAAGCGAAAUGUCCCAGAUGAACUAAAGGUUUGCGUGGAUUAUGCCAUUUCUUGUUGCACAUAUUCUAAAACACAUAUUUGGAUUUCAGUAGAGGCUUCAGGGCUACAUGCUAGGUCUCGCGGCUGGGACUAUCCGCACGAAGGGAACAAUCUUGCCUGCAAACUGCCGCUAUUUUUUUUUUCGGUGCUUCCAGUGUCAGAUAUUAAGCAUUACGGACACUGGAAACACGUUCUUGUGCUGAGACGAUAUUGGCGUCCCGGCCUUCCCCUGUUCGGUAAGCGAACAGCCCGAAUAACCGAUGUCAGUCAGAACGAACGAAUCGUUAGUGUUGAACUAUAGACUAAUGAGUUGCCACUGCUUGCAGAGAAACGAGCGUUCUUCGUCGCUUCGGUUGUCUCAGCUGGGUUGUAUUAACCUGCGAGACGACCCCAUAGUGGCAAUUAACUAUUUCUAAUGUUUAGCUCGUUACCAGUUAGAUCAUCGGUGUGGCAACCACCACAGCGCCAGCUGCGACCCAUAUUUUCAACUGAGUUGUGUUUUCAGAUGAGUUCACUAAGCAUAGGUGCAGUGAUCCGUGUUGUGCUCUCCUGAUUCGUCCUGUUGACCUCAAAUGCUCUGGCGCUGCGCGGGCGCCCUCUUGUUGAGCUCUGCCACCGACACCGUUACUGCAAGGCACAGCCUCUGCAUGUAACACACUCGCACGCUGCCAUGUAGCGAUCAAGGCUGGCUUCCCCGAACUUCGUCUGUGGCACCAAUGCGCAGCGUGCGUUGUAAGUUAAGGCAAACAACUAUUGCUUUGUGAGCGUAGCAGUUCACAUUGACACGCGUUUUGUGUAGUGGAGUCGCAUUUGUAAAACGCUUUAUUCCGCUAUGAUCGUGAGCGAAGAUCUGGGAGGUGCAAGCCUUCUAAAAGUUGUAGGGUCGCUACGAAUACUCAUGGACAGCUAGUUUCGAACUUUUGAGCAAAUGGCUCUAAUGCCCCAAUGCCACGAAGAUAAAUGAAAAGUGUUUAAGUCGUCAGAUACCCGUCAUCGGCUAUCUUAACGAAACCCUUGAUAGCCUCAUUGGACUGAACUCAAACAGUGUAUUUCAUCAAGUCACGCAAAGAGGAGUUUUCAUUGUUCAGAAAGUGUUACCGAGAUCUAGUUAUCUGGCUGCUUCUGCAGAUAUGUAUUCAUUCGUAUGUCCCAGGAAAGAGUAGAAAUACAGUAAAUUAUUAUUUUUUCUUCUUCAGAUAUUAUGACAUUUAUCGUAACAAUUGACAAAACUUGCGGGUAACACAACUUGCAGUUAGUUUGGUAGACGGAACAAACUGCGUAGAAAGGGUAGGCUGGGACCCUCAGAUCUUCCGUUGCCCACGAAUCACUCGCAGCCCGUCGAUAGUACUCCACGCUGUCACUACUCCGCUUGUACAUAGUGUGCAUAGUUUGUGGCUGUUUGCUUUUCUCAGUGUUCAUAGAACGCAGCACGUUUCUGUGUGGCAACGCAGCUCAUUGUAGAUGCAAAUGCAGAGAACUUACGCGAGCCGUUUUUCGCCAUUGUUUUAGCUCUGUUGGUUUCGAAGGCGACGGACUGUGUGGUCCGCUCCAGCUUACACUUUAUGCUCACAUCGCACUAGUGCGGCUUCAAUCAUGAUUCUGCAAAGCACAAUGAUACGUACUACGCUUAGCGUGGAUGACGCCUGUCGCGGCCUGCUACUAGAAGCCGCGAACCUGACCCCGUGUAAACGUGGGUGUACCGCGCCGUAUCUUGUAGCAUGUCAGUCCUUCGUGUGUUCCUUUGUGGUUAGUUGCUCUCUAAUAUGAAGGAGGCAAAAUGUACGCGUGUCAUAUGAAAUUAUUUAAACGAAGUCUAGUCUGCGUUCCAUUUCACGAAAAAAAAAGGGGGGAGGGUAUCUUUGUUACAUACAUUCAUGAAAAAGGCAACGAAUGCAUGCUAAUAUGCUACGUGCUGAAAACAUUAUGGUCACGUACCUGUGUUUCUGUGUUUACUGAAAGUGUUAAUUUGUGCAUCUUUCCUUCUAUGGCUCAUUUUGGUAGCGUUUGCUGAUGUAAGGGAGGAAAGGAUAACUUUAAAGAGUGUUUGAGUGGGAGAAAUUGCGCCAUACUGGCUCCUUGUAGAGGCGAACAGAAUGCGCGACACUGCUCGUAACAUUUGUUUGGAAGAGAUCUGAUGAAACUUCUGCGCCUUAGUGAAUGAAAGAGCUAGUUUUUUUCUUACUCUUUAUGUGUACUUUCAGACGUGUUGUUGGAUGCUUGCGAAAGAGAAUAUUUACCAUGCGGCAACUUAAACUCAACAAUUGUUCUUUACCUAUCGUUUCGUGAGAGCGUAUUGUCGGUUACGUUCAACACUACUGUAUGUUCAAUUUGUCUUGCGUAACGCAAGCACAAUCCUGUUUCUUUUUCUUUGCCCUAACUUUUACCAUAGACCCCUUCGGAAAUAGUGAUUUCCUUUUUGCACCACAUAUGGAAAUUCGGCUCAAACACAUUAGGCGUCAGAGAUUUACGCACUGCAUGCGACUACUGAAUACAUCAAAUGUUAUUCGAGAAAAUACGUGCGUCUGCGUAUAAUUUAUGCUGUGCGAAAAAGCCACCGUAUGAUAUUUGAAGAAUAAUUCCGCUCUCGGUAGGCAGAAAAUCGCAUGCACAACGCUUAGUCAAAGUCGAAACAUUAGCGCUCAUUUAGGCGAUCAUUUAUGAAAACGCUAGCUUUGCCUAGAAAGAAAACGAAUUGACAGACAGAUGCCUGAAACGGCACUAGCUCGUACACGAGUAACUGAAGAGGAGCACGUUGUAUGCGACACAAUAGGGUGCGUGCAGUCAUGUUUAUUCCAGCGCCAGUGAUUUUCAGGCGAGUGAGACGAUCAGCUCUGUGAUCAUUACGCCGUCGAUGGAUGUUUUCACGCUGCGGCAAAUCGCGACCUUAGGAAGAGAGCGUUGAAGAGAUCCAGGGCAUACUCUUCUUGUUGCAGGCAACGCGAUAAUGAAAGGAAAGAGAGAUUGGAGAUUUAAAGCAGGCGAGGUCACCGAUUCCUCCUCUCAUUAAUCCCCUGAGCAAGAAAGCGUGCAUCCGCGUGAGAACGCCGCGGAUGCAGGCACUUACAUAACCGCCACAUUUCGGUGAUAACGAGCGACUCUCUUUUCAUCCAGUCAAUUCGGCGCUCUGUGAGCACCUUGCGGAUUGAAAAGGCGUGGGACACUCUGUGCAAUAGUUACCGCGGUAAUAUUCAUCGUCCACAUCGCGUUCUCCCUGAAAGGCGAAUGCGUUCACCUAAUGGACGAGGCGACAGUAAUAGUAAUAAAAAAAAAUAACGCGUAAGCUAGGUCACUGAUACACUUGUCUGAAUGUGCGUAUCGUAUAGUGAACACGGGCUGUAACACUUCAUGCACGGAAUAAACGCUAAAAUAAAGUAAACGGUGCGGAACUUCCGAUGUGUAUUGGUUGUGACGUGUGAUUUUGGUAUACACCUCACUAUAGUGUACAUUCGGUGGUUGAAAUCCGUCACGCAACGAAAUGCACCACUAUGGUACUACCACGUGCGACGUAAACUUGGUGUGUAUAGUGUUCGUUCGAUGGUGAGAUGAGCGUUAAUACUAUGCGCUCGGUGAGUCCCUCGACGGCUUUCAAACUUGACGUCUUUAUUUAUUUUUUAUUUGUGUGUGUGUGUGUUCUACCAUCGGGGAGAAAACUGUCCGUGCGAGAGGAUGCGACCGAUUCAACUUAAAUGUAAUUCAGCUCAAGAAACACAAAUGAGAAGGAUACGAAAUACAAAGACGUCAAUGUUUCGGACAGCAAGAGAGACACAAGUAAUAACCCUACUUAAUCACUGCCCUGUUAUCUCCGCCUGCUUACCCAAGCAAGGUGUAUAGGCGUCUGUAGCCGUCAGGAAGAAAGUGUAAGCACUUAGCAAUAUUAUACGCCGCACAGCGCUUUUCCGGACUGCUUCACCAAAGAUGAUAGACACACACAGAGUAGGUCUGGUGAAGGUGCGAGACGCGAAAUAAUUUGAGCUUGCCUACGGGGCGUAGUCAGCCCCGUUACAAACACGCGCUUCAACGUUGAGCUGUUGUUUCGAAAUAAUUUGAGCUUGCCUACGGGGCGUAGUCAGCCCUGUUACAAACAUCGCGCUUCAACGUUGAGCUGUUGUUUCGCCACAUCAAGUAAACUGAUAGCAUGUUAGUGUGAGGCUAUAGACACUCAUCUUGAGUAGGUAUGCAGAACUUUUCUUUCUUUUUUUUUCGCUCGCUUUAAGCAUGAGACUGGAGACAGAAAAAAACAAAACAAAAAGAAAGAGAUAAGUUAACAUAGGAGAUGCGUGAAACCAAUAUAUAUAUAUAUAUAUAUAUAUAUAUAUAUAUAUAUAUAUAUAUAUAUCUGCGCCGGCUUACCGUCACUAUGCUACAAGUACGCGCAGAAGCAGCGAGCGUACAGCAUGCCAUCGUGAAUAUAUGUUCUAUACCAAGAUUUUUUAGGCGUGCGUACAUUUUUUCAUUUUUAUUUGUCUGACUGUUUUUAAACAGCUCGAAAUAUUUCAAUUGAAACCUUCCUUUUACUAACCACGCACGUACCGAACCGUUAUCGAGAAGAGUUGUAGAUUAUCACGUAGCAUCACCUCCGGACGCAGUAGAUUGGCACCGGUUACGUUGCUGGAGAUAGUUGCUGUUUCCACUGGGCAUGGACUAUACCGUAAGAGCAACAUCAGAUAGAAUAUAUCUAUCUUGCGCGCAUAAGGAGCUGGUAAUGAGCGUAAAAAGAGAGAUAAAAAAAAGAGAAAAAUAGGCAGAAUGUGCUCCUCUUUGCGCUAGAACAUUUUAGAUGUCUUUAGAAGCUAGUCGUAUCAUCUUUGGCCCACGCAAGAACCGCAGUGCGCUUUUCAGCAAACGCAAGAACGUUCUAUUUUACUUCCUCAGCCUAUGCUUAUUUGUUGUUUCAAUUCGCGACGCUGGAAAGGGUGGCACGCCCCUGUAACAUGGCAACGUGUGUUCACAUAACGAAACUGGUGGCAUUUAAAAUAAGAAAGAAACGUAAGGAAGUACAAAAAGCAACGCUUCAUUCCGUCCCAAAGUGACCUGCAUAAUGUGCUUUCUGCGCCUGAGGUAAAGCGCGUCCGAUCACCCAUCAGGACCAAAACCUAUUGAAAACUUAUUGCUGCGCCUCUGUUCACUGUUAACGCUUUGCUACGUUGUUUCCGCGCUCAUGUAAGGUAACCUGCUUGUGUCUUCUUUCCCUUCAGACUGAAGCAAAAGGAAAAAAAAAAGAAGAGUUAAAAAUGUCUUCCGUGCGCUUCCGACGGUCAACAAUCACUUCCCUCCUAUUUUUCUGUGCACGACCGAAAAAUACCGGCUGCAAAAGUAUAUCCCGUGGUUGCGACAGUUGGUGUUGCAUUUGGCAUUUCACCCCGGAAGAUGGAGAGGAAAGCGAAUCUGACACCCCCGAAUUCCAUAACGUUCCUCCCCACUCAUCCCUCCACUUCAACUCGAGGAAAUGGAUAGCAGCGCCGCCCCUUGACAGAAGUGGUCACUGCUCUUUAUUGCCCAUCCACGGCCAUCUUUGAGAAGCGUGCUGUUGUUUUUGGGCCGAGGGGCGGCGCUGUGCUCAACCCUGUUGAGUGGAGAGAGAGAGAGAGAGCUUCGAGUGAAGGAUUGUUUGAGAACCCGAGGAAAAGAGUUUCCAGAUGGCGCCUAAGGUUCAAAAUACGACCCGGGUGUCCGGCGCCACUGUCACCUUAUACUGCACGAGCCCGUAUCUAUUCAUACAGCCGGUCACUCCGCUAAAGCGUGCAGGAUGCCUGACCGAAUGCACCGAUGGAGCAGUAGGGCACAAAGAACACGGCGGGAAAUAUACGAGCGUAUUCUCGGAGGCGAUAGUUUUCUGCGUGUGCACUUCAGAGCGAAUAUUGGAGCCGAGAGUCGCAAGCAACGUGCGAACUCUCGGUAUCAAAGUGGAGACCGCGGCCAACUUUAGCGAGCAGAGUAGAAGUUGCGCGAGCGAAAGUACUGCUUCUUUAUUUUGUAAAACACGCUCAUAUGUUUUACAAUAGAGAGCUUAUUUGAGACCUCAGAGUCGGGAACCGAGCGUCAGCAGGCGCGCCUCGGUGGUCAUACCUGCUUGGGUGUAAAUGCUUUCUGUACAUUGUAAAUUUGACCGUGUAAGCACUGCCGGUAAGUGUUGUCAUUAUAAAUACUGUAUCGGCGAGGUGAUAAAUGGAAACAAACGCACGUUGACUGUUUUGAUUGCUUAAAAAAACACAAUAAUGUACACGACGAAAGGACCAGAAGUACCACGCAGUGGCGAUACGAAAUAUUGCCGUUCAAAUGAAUUUGUUAACGCGUUUUCAUUUCAGCCUUCCUUUCUUUUUCUUUCUGCCGCUCCUGUUGCUGUUGCUAUUUUUUGUGCAAGACGUUGUAAAGAAAGACACUGGUUGGAGAAAACAGAGUUACCAGAAGCAAGGACUGGUACUAUUUUUGUUGCCCACUUUUACAGGCGAAAAAAAAAAAAUACCGUGGCUGUGCGCCACUUUUUUUUCCCUCCUCAGAAUCAUCGUGUGCUUAUGAGGCCAGCAGAAAAAUAGAAAAGAAAGCGCCGCAAGUGCACAGCAAUGUACCGCAAAUUAUGCUAUCACCUUGUGUUCUAAUGGUGUAAUAAAGCGUCAUACAACA
This is a messenger RNA of Dermacentor silvarum, 8844 nucleotides long. RefSeq lists its product as uncharacterized. Gene Ontology annotation, biological process: sleep; positive regulation of voltage-gated potassium channel activity; regulation of synaptic transmission, cholinergic. Lineage: Eukaryota; Metazoa; Arthropoda; Arachnida; Ixodida; Ixodidae. The transcript has 3 exons. The record is from RefSeq and is a predicted model, not a curated record. The coding region runs from base 614 to 1060 and encodes 148 amino acids.